AUGUUAUUUGAAAGUUCCAUUAGGUCUGGAGAUCCUCGUCUUACCAAUAGGAAUAAAUAAGGAUUGGCCACCGAAGUAUCGAAUGCCUAUGACAAUUCAUUUAAUGGCAGAGUAAUCUAUGCCAGAAACCUAUUCUCUAAGUUAUUCCUUCAAUUAGUUAUUGUUUGUAUUUGUAGACAAUAGACUAGGCAUUUAUGUGUGGAUAGUGCAUGCUUUGCCAGAUCUAGAUCACUUCUUAGAAAAUACCUAAUGGAUAUUUUGGUUAAGUUUAGGGAUUUGUAUAGGAAUAUCAAUACUAGCCUUUAUUUACAGGAAUCACAUUAAGACUGCCCCAACAAAUUGGUUAGUGUUCUUAUUAUUUACUCUAUCUUUGGCCUCAGUAUGUGGAUGCUUAGUGGCAUUUGGUAACUCAUAAGUUGGAUUAUUAAUUUUCGUGAAUUUUGCAAGUAUGAAUCUAACAUAAUGAAUAGGUCUAAUAUUCUUUUUAUUUUUGUAUUCAUCGACUGUAAGAAGAAAGAUUACUUAUUCUGGAGCAGUCCUUUUUGUAUCUGCGGGGAUAUUGAUUGUGUUUGAGAUGUUUACAAUCUUUAGCUAAAUCUCAUUAUUUUGGAUCAUGGUCAUCUCUUUGUCCUCAUUUUUGUUUGCAUUUAUGUUGCUUUACGAUACGUAUUCUAAUUUGAAGUAAUUAUAUAGCAUUUAUUUUAUAGUUCUGAAGAUUCUUAUGAUAUCAAUACAGCAGAUGAUGUGAGUGGUAGUGUAACUAUAUAUUGGGAUAUUGUAUUGUUAUUUUUGAAGAUGACAGAACUCAUCAAAGAUAAUCUAUUUAACAGACAUGAUUGAUAAAUA
This is a messenger RNA of Paramecium octaurelia, 846 nucleotides long. NCBI's taxonomy places the organism in Eukaryota, Ciliophora, Oligohymenophorea, Peniculida, Parameciidae. The record is from the annotation of a GenBank genome assembly.